This is a messenger RNA of Acanthaster planci (crown-of-thorns starfish), 4118 nucleotides long. RefSeq names its product transmembrane protein 135-like. NCBI's taxonomy places the organism in Eukaryota, Metazoa, Echinodermata, Asteroidea, Valvatida, Acanthasteridae. The record is from RefSeq and is a predicted model, not a curated record.
GCUUCAAAGUCAGGUAGUAAAAAAACACAGUUGAAGCCUCCGACGGAGCCGAAUUGAGUAUUGGAAAAGGGCCCUAGUGUUCUUACACGUAGCAUGUACGCGCUACAGUGCGUGUGCAAUGCACAUGUGUCGACGUUUGGGGGCAGGGUACCAGUCUAGUUGUAAAAUACAAGAUGGUGGCCCCUAGCAAGCUCUGGCAAGUUUGCUCUUGCUACGAGAUGUGCCAUUGUUGGAACCCUUCCUGUAUUGGGGCAUCUUGGGACAUUGCGAAGGCCAGCUGGCGGUAUUCUUUCCGAACGUAUCUGAUAUUUUACACGGUUUCAUCCCUCAUCUUCCACAAGGGCAUCCCCAGUCUACGGCAUCUCUUAGUGGACGUUCUGCGCUCCUCCAACUUUUUGGCCUGCAACGCCAUCGUGUUCAUUUCUUCAAUAUGUGCCUUCAGACAGGUGCUUGGCCGCUUCUUCAGGUGGUUUGUUUGGGGGCCUGCUUGCGUGGCCUCGGCAGUGGCCAUAUCCAUGGAGAAGAAAAGCAGGAGAGCUCCUUUGGCUUUGUACAUGGUGACGCUGGCAAUUGAGCUUUUGAUCAACAUCUUCCUGUCCAGGGGCUGGGUCAAACCAAUCAAAUAUGGUGAGGUCAUACUGUUCAGUGUGUCUUCUGCCGUAGCACUCUUCCUCUUCAGAUAUGGCAACAUGCUGAAGAGAGACUCACUCUCGGCACUGAAGUUGCUGGUUGGAGUCCAGGAAAUGCCAGCGGAGCUUCAACCAGACGAAGUCCGGCUGCAGGUCACCGGCAACGAGAAGGGUUCCCCGCGUGAGGUUUCGCCGACACUGCAGAGGCAGACAUUCCUGUCAGCUCUCCGAGAGACACUCAACAGCAAGUGCCUACAACUUGUAAAUUGGCUCAAGUCUCUCCAUAAACACCGACUAUGCCAGCACCAGUCUAGCUGUAUGUAUUAUGUCUUACAGGCCAGUAUUCGCAAGUUUGCCGUGGGCUACGCCGUACAGGCAGCCCUGAACCUCUUGAGAGCCCUGCCCAGGGUGACAACCAGGCCCGGGCUUCUCGUCCAGGCCCUGGUACGCCAAGACAACUUCGGCCUGGCACUCUUUCUCAGUCUCUUUGUGGGAAUCUUCCGAAGCCUCAGCUGCCUUUUACGUUGGCUCCGAAACAAGGACAGCCCUCUGCAUGCAUUAAUAGCUGGCGGAGCGGCUGGUGUGUCUAGUAUCUUCUAUCGUAGCACAACCAUAUCACUGUAUUUUGCUUCCAAGAUCAUUGAGAGCCUUCUAAUCAAAGGCCAACAGCAGGGCGUCAUUCCCGUCAUUCCCCAUGCCCAGUCCAUCGUCUACGCACUGUCCACGGCAACCGUACUACAUGCGGGAGCAUAUGAGCCACACAACAUCCGACCAGCCUACUGGAAAUUCCUGCUGGAUCUAACGGGAGACAAUUUUGGCAAGAUGAACCGUAUGCUGAUCGCCCACCUAGGCACGGACUCCACCAGGAUCUACCCAGACUGGCCCACCUAUCCAGACGUCUCCAAGCUCCGGCUCGUGGACAAGGAUGGGAUGUGCGUGGAAUCCUUGCAACCCAAGAGACUUUGAUGAGGUCGGUCGCCGACAGCAGGCAUUGUUUGUUUUAAUUGUGCUAUCUCUCAGGAGUUUGUAGCAACCAAAUUAUGCAUGCAGAUCGUGUACCCUGUGAUGCCACUGUGAUUUUGAUGCAAACAGUUGGGGUCUGUUUGUUCUGUAUCCCUAGAAGUAACAUUUGACCUUGAAGUUUUGACCUUUUACAUACUAUCAUGUGACUCGUGUUUUUACAAAAUUACAAUGUGGGUGAGAUAACACAGUAUUGGCAGAAGAGAGGGUCAGAUAACACAGUAUUGGCAGAAGAAAGGGACCACUCUAUCUUACAUUGUAUACACUUUUCAGAGAGAAAUGAAAAAUUGAAGCUUUUGAUGUUGUGACUUAAAAAAAAUUGCCUGUCUCAGUUCAUCAUCCAUGGAACGAUGACGCAAGAUGUGAAUGACAAACUAUGAUGUAUAUGUGGGGUUCCAAGACUUCCUCUCACAGUUAGAAUGCAUGUAACUCCAAGUGGAUGAGAUUGCUCUUGAGAAAACGGGGUCACAGGCCUUUGAACAUGUGAAAAUCACCUCUUCAUAACAUAUCCCACAAUGCAUCUCUUCAGUUCAUCCACUCCACUUGUUUGGAAUGUUUCAGCAUCCACGACCAUUUGUAUAAUUAUGCAAUUGAGUUUUAUACGCUGAAGGAUUACAACUUCCACAAACCACGCUUUGCCAAACCUUUUUCUACUGUAACAAUAUUUACACUAAGGCAUUUUCAUAACAGUUGUGUCCUAGUUCAACCAAUAUGAUGGAAAUGGAUCAGUUUUUUAUUCAGAUUUGAGUUACCUGUUUUUUUAAUUGGCAUAAUUCCCAAUUCUCUGUUGUAUAUCCCCUGAGAGAAACUGAGCACGUUUUCCAGUAUUCUUUUGUAUUCCUGCUCAAUUGGUGUCCAGUAACACCAUUUUAAAUGGUACCACAGGGGAUAAACUUGGCAGUAAUUCUUUGAUGUAGAGCGGUGUUUUUUUUCAGUGGAGAAUUCUUAGUGCAUUUGCUCCCCCUUUGUGGUGAGGUGGUGAACUUCACCACGAAGGGGGGAGCAAUAAUGCUAAAUUUUCAGUCCAUACUUGCCACUUUAGAGUUGAAAGAGGGGAUCUAGUUACAAAAGAAAAGUUUGGUUCAGAAUCUGUGGAGUGGUGAGUUUAAGGAAAUGGGGGGGGGGAAUGCUGCCUAAAUGAAAACAAGAAUUAAACUAGGGUCUGUUGUUUUCAACCAUUUUGAAAGAGGGGAAUUUACUGAUCAUCCCAGGGGCCUUUAACAGUAUCGAAGCACCCCCCUCCCAAAGUGGUGACAUGGAGUUGUUCUAAAGUAAAAUAACAUGAAAUGUGUAUACAACGAAAUCAACUUUGUAAAAAUAUCCACCACAAAGAUGUCUGAUGUUGCAUCUAAAAUUGCCAUAAUUUGUAAAUUUAAUAUAUUUUAAAGAUGAGACUAUUCAUUGACAAAUCAAUGCAAGUGAUGCGUAAUUGAUUAUGUACCUGUUUAUAUUUGGGGGUGGGUGAUGACAGUUUGGUAUCUAAUUUGCUGCAUAUUGUUUACAUUGUUUUCGUAAUUUGCUUACUUGGCGUUUUUAAAGAGUGGCAUUUGCCAAGUACCUAGUAGAAUAGUUACUGAGUACAGAUGGAGUCCAAAGUGGUUCAGAAAAGAGGCUGAUUGAGAACUCUGUGGCUGUCUUUGGUAGCAGGCCAGAUCAUGGAACGCCUAGGCCCUACGGAAAAAAAAGGGUGUCUAUUAAAGAUUUAAAGGUCUACAAAGAAACUAGUUCUCUCUUUGAGGUUUCGAUUUUUGAAAAGCUUUAAAGUAGCUGCAUAACUCUUCACUGCAGCUUAGCAUCAGCGUGAAAGGUGAGGCUCCAGCACUUACAAGUGCUUUGAAAUUGGUGCUGGUGCAUAUGACUGAGUGGAGCCGUAUGGAAGACUGGUGCCUAGAGCCUGUGGAAGGCUUUAGUCCGGCCCUGCUUAACAGUGGCUUAGUGUGUAAACUGUUUGAUAGUGCUUGAAAGCCUGUAGUUGUGUCCUCAUGCCAGGGCUGUGGCUAGAAAUAACAUGCACCCAGUGACUGGCUGCUGUAGCCGUUUGCAGUGGACUUGUAUGAUAAUACUAGCCCCAGCAAUGAGACAUUGCGGCUGUGGCUGCGGCUGCGGCUGCGGCUAGUGGAUAUUCAUCUCAACCUGGCUUGUUGCAGAAUAUCGAAGUCAUAGCCACAGUGAAGAUCAGACACGACCUGACUAUGCUACCAACUGGCAACUUGGUAAAGAUGGGACUGCUCAAGUGCCAAGUUGCAAAUAUAUUUCUGUUUUGUUUUUUUCAGAAUUUUUAUCUUGGUCAUGUUGGUGGUUUUUGUUUAAUUUUUUGUAUGGAUUUCCAGGGAUUACUGUUAAGCAACCAGUUUUACCAACUUGACAGUUAAUUUGUGAAAUAUUGUAUUUACAAGAUUUUUAAAAUGAUUAUAUUUACAUCGUAGGAAAGGAUUGUGAAAUAAAGGAAGUAAUGCCAAGGGAAUGUUU